GUGUACAAAGUAAAGUGCAAAUCGGAUGGUACCAUUGAUAGAUACAAGGCAAGACUUGUAGCAAAGGGCUAUAACCAACAAGAGGGAAUUGAUUUUUUGGAUACCUUUUCACCAGUGGCGAAAAUAAGCACUGUGAAGAUAUUCUUAGCUCUUGCCACAUCCUAUAAUUGGUCCAUUAGCCAAAUGGACAUAAAUAAUGCCUUCCUCAAUGGAGACUUAUUUGAAGAAGUGCACAUGACCCUACCAUUGGGUUAUCAAACCUCUCAAGUACCAGACAAAGGAGAGAAAUUGGCUUGUAAACUAAAUAAGUCCAUUUACGGUCUUAAACAAGCAUCAAGGCAAUGGUUCCUAAAAUUUGCAGCAGCAAUAUCCUCACAUGGUUUCAUCCAAUCCAAGGCUGAUUACUCCUUAUUUACUAAGGGGAAUGGAAGCACCUUUGUAGCAUUAUUAGUAUAUGUUGAUGACAUAUUACUAACAGGACCAUCUCCUUCGAAUAUCAACUCAGUCAAAGAUUCUUUGAAGGCACACUUCAAAUUAAAGGACCUAGGACAAGCAAGAUACUUCUUGGGUCUAGAAUUAUCAAGAUCUGAACGAGGACUUAUGCUCUCCCAAAGAAAAUAUUGUCUUCAAAUCCUAGAAGAUACUGGUUUUCUUGAUUCUAAACCAGUUGUAGCACCUAUGGAUCCUAAUCUGAAGCUAUGUAAAUCUGAAGGAGAACAACUAAUUGAGGAAGACGCCACUUGCUAUAGAAGAUUAAUUGGCAGACUGAUAUACUUACAAAUAUCCAGACCUGAUAUUUGCUUCUCUGUUCACCGCUUAAGCCAAUUUCUGCACAAACCUACUAAACAUCACCUAGAUGCUGCUCAUCACCUAUUGAAGUACCUCAAAGGUUCCUCAGGACAAGGUGUUUUAAUAAAACCUAUUGAUUCGUUUCACUUAAAAGCCUUCGUUGUUGCUGAUUGGGGAUCGUGCCUUGACACUAGAAGAUCGGUCACAGGGUUCUGUAUCUUCCUAGGGGAUUCCAUCAUCUCCUGGAAAUCUAAGAAACAACCAACCGUCUCAAGGUCCUCUGCAGAAGCUGAAUAUAGAGCCUUAGCAUCAGUCACCAGUGAGCUAGUAUGGAUCACACAACUCCUUACUGAUUUUAAAGUAAAGACCUUGAUGCCAACCACUGUUUUCUGUGAUAAUCAAGCAGCCAUUGCUAUUGAUUCGAAUCCGACAUUUCAUGAACGGACAAAACACAUAGAAAUUGAUUGUCAUUUUGUUCGAGACAAAAUAGUUGAAGGAUUUCUAAAGGUUUUACCUAUCAACACUAGCCUACAACUAGCUGAUAUGUUCACUAAAGCACUACCUUCAUCUACCUUAAACAGAUAUAUAUCCAAGUUGGGAAUGAAAGACAUUCAUCGUCCAACUUGAGGGGAGUAUUAACAAUAAAAGUAGUUAGACUGUUAUUUUCUGUUGUAUUAGUUGUAUUAGUUAAUCUGUUAGACAGUUAUUAGUUGUUGCCAAGCAUCUAUAAAUACCAAGCUUGGUUGAUGUAAAUAUUUUUCAUAUACAGAAAAUAAAGAAA
Molecule: messenger RNA, 1570 nt
Organism: Cucumis sativus (cucumber)
Lineage: Eukaryota; Viridiplantae; Streptophyta; Magnoliopsida; Cucurbitales; Cucurbitaceae
Exons: 2
Coding region: 184-1416 (410 amino acids)
Source: RefSeq, a predicted model, not a curated record